AUGAAUAUAUGUGGGAUAGCCAACAUUGGAAAUUUUAUAUGGAAAUCACAAAAUGUUCCUGGUUUUGGGUUCCAACAAUUACGCAACAAAUGGGCUAAUCGUUGGAUGAUAAGGGAUGUAAAGAGAAGGCGUUUAAAUGGCGAAAAUUUUUUGGAGAGAACUAGAAUUAAUGCCCUUAGAAAGAACACUGUAUUACCAAUUGAAAUUAGAGAGAUUGCUGACAAAGAAAUAAACAAAUUUGAAUUAAAUGCAACUCCACUUAGAAUUAACAAUAGAUGCUCUGUUACAUCCAGGCCAAGGGGUAUUGUAAAAGAAUGGAGGUUAAGCCGCAUUGUGUGGAGACAUCUUGCCGAUUAUAACAAACUCUCAGGAGUACAGCGCGCAAUGUGGGGUUAG
Leptosia nina is the source of this 396-nucleotide messenger RNA. The record is from the annotation of a GenBank genome assembly. NCBI's taxonomy places the organism in Eukaryota, Metazoa, Arthropoda, Insecta, Lepidoptera, Pieridae.